Messenger RNA from Durio zibethinus, 1867 nucleotides. Its product is annotated as homeobox-leucine zipper protein ATHB-13-like. The record is from RefSeq and is a predicted model, not a curated record. Gene Ontology annotation, cellular component: nucleus. Gene Ontology annotation, biological process: positive regulation of DNA-templated transcription. Lineage: Eukaryota; Viridiplantae; Streptophyta; Magnoliopsida; Malvales; Malvaceae. Gene Ontology annotation, molecular function: DNA-binding transcription factor activity, RNA polymerase II-specific; sequence-specific DNA binding.
UAAUGAAAUAAAACACUCAUAUAAAGAGAAGUGGAACUAUAGUCUAUAGAGUCAUCAUACAUGCAUAUCUCUCUUUCUCUCUCCCUCUCUCAGAAUAGAUAGAUAGAUAGUAUGAAAGAAAAAAUGGUUUGUUCCUAGAAGUUGAUAAGGUAUAUAAGCUAUCCAUUUUACACAAAUCUCUGCAUCACCUUCCAAUUCAAGAAGUUCUAGUUUUCCUUUUAGUAUGAUAUAUCAAAUCUCUCUUUUGCUUUUAAUACAUUAAACUCUGUGUCCACUCCGAGGAUUUGCUUCAUAUCCUUCUUUCCUUGAAGAACAUCAUGACGGUCAUCAGAUUAUGAAUAGCGUUUUCUUAAUACUAUUGGAGGGUUAUUAAAACCAGCCUGUUGGGUCAUGUCUUGCAAUGGGAUGGCUUUUUUCCCUGCAAAUUUCAUGCUCCCAACUCCUCACGAGGACGAUCAUCAUCACCCCCCCACUUCUAUCAAUCAAAUGCUUCCUUCAUGCACGCCCCAAGACUUCCAUGGUGUCGCAUCAUUUCUAGGGAAGAGAUCAAUGUCAUUUUCAGGGAUAGAUGUAUGUGAAGAAGCAAAUGGGGAGGAUGAUUUAUCAGAUGAUGGUUCACAGGCAGGAGAAAAGAAAAGGAGGCUUAACAUGGAACAGGUAAAGACUCUAGAGAAGAACUUUGAGUUGGGUAACAAGCUUGAACCUGAGAGAAAAAUGCAGCUGGCUAGAGCCCUUGGUUUGCAACCAAGGCAGAUUGCUAUUUGGUUUCAAAACAGAAGAGCUAGGUGGAAAACCAAGCAACUAGAGAAAGACUAUGAUCUCCUUAAGAGACAGUACGAAGCAAUCAAAGCAGAUAAUGAUGCACUUCAAGCUCAGAACCAAAGGCUUCACGCAGAGAUAAUGGCGCUGAAAAACAGAGAACCAACUGAAUCUAUCAACCUCAAUAAAGAAACUGAAGGAUCUUGUAGUAACAGAAGUGAAAACAGCUCAGAUGUCAAGUUGGAUAUCUCAAGAACACCAGCAAUUGACAGCCCGUUACCUACUCAUCCAACAAGCAGAACCUUUUUCCCAACAUCCAUUAGGCCACCAAGUGGUGGGUUUGCACAACUAUUCCAAGCCGCAUCAUCAAGGACUGAUAAUCACCUUCAAUGCCAAAAGGUGGAUCAAAUGGUUAAAGAAGAAAGCCUCAGCAACAUGUUCUGCACCAUUGAGGAUCAAACGGGGUUUUGGCCAUGGCUUGAGCAACAACAUUUCAAUUGAUAAUUUGAAACUCAUCGAUCAAGGUGUCAAAUUUGGAAUAGUCCCUCAUUUCCGCAAGUUACAAAAAAGUUUCAGAUCAAGAGGGUAACUAAUCAUCAUAUCAAGAAUUUAAUUAUAUAUUAUAUCAAUGUUUUGGUACCUAGAGAGAGUGGUGUAUAAAGUAGAAUUAUAUCAUCAUCAAGUGAAAACUUUUCAUCAGGAGGGGCUGAAGAGAUGAUUAUGGAGCAAUAAAAAUGUGUCUUUGGGUUAUAUAUAUCAGUUUUCCUAGGCUUAGAGAGAGAGAUGUUUGCUAGGCUUGAUCACGCGAGAAGAAUUUCCAAGCAAUUUGCUAGUGAUGACUAGUUGGUUUGCUCUAGCUAGCAUGGACGAUGAAAAAAAUAAAAAGGGGAUUCUCUUGCUACAUAUAUUUUAUUAUUCUUUUUUUUACUUGCUUUGGAAUCAUGUGUUUUGUACUGUUGAAGAAAAACAAAAAAAGCUUGAGAGUUGCAUUUAAGAGAGUCCAUUGUCAUGAUUUUUUUGCUGAUUUCAUCAUUCAGUACAAAACGGUUAACGCCAAUGGUGAACAAAAUCUACAGGAAGUGGUUAAACUAUUCUAACCUUUUUUCUU